Megalobrama amblycephala (Wuchang bream) is the source of this 1614-nucleotide messenger RNA. RefSeq names its product synaptojanin 2 binding protein (gene synj2bp). The transcript has 4 exons. Gene Ontology annotation, molecular function: protein binding. The record is from RefSeq and is a predicted model, not a curated record. Bases 141 to 605 code for a protein of 154 amino acids. NCBI's taxonomy places the organism in Eukaryota, Metazoa, Chordata, Actinopteri, Cypriniformes, Xenocyprididae.
AGUGUUCCGGUGGUGUCCGUCAGGGGGCAGUGACGGGUGCGCUCGUGUCCCGGCAGCAUUAGAAGAAGCAGGCGGAGUUCCGCACGCUUUAGAAGGAUUUUAGCUGUUUCGGGAAUAAAAAGUAGAACUUUUCCGACAUCAUGAACGGAUCCGCACACAGCGCGUCGAGCGUUACAGAUAUUACACUGAAAAGAGGCCCGGCCGGUCUGGGGUUUAAUAUAGUGGGUGGAGUGGACCAGCAGUAUAUAAUGAAUGACAGCGGAAUCUAUGUGGCAAAAAUAAAAGAAAACGGAGCGGCUGCGCUGGACGGACGUCUGCAGGAGGGAGACAAAAUUAUUGCGAUAAAUGGCCAAAAGUUGGAGAAUCUGUCUCAUGGUGCAGCAGUGGAGCUCUUUCGGUCUGCAGGAGAGGAUGUGCAUCUCCGCAUACAGCAGCGACCUAUUCUGCAGAACGGCCCCACAAGCUCUCGUGCCGAUGGAGAAUCUUCAUCUGCUUUCGGUACAUGGACAAUGUGUGCUGUAGUCGCCCUGGCAGUAGUAACAGCAGGUUUCAUCGCUUACAAACGCCUUCACCUGAACCCUCGGGGGGCCCGGGGCCCGUUUUAACCCAUCACAUUUUAUAGACUAAAGCUUUUUUUUUUCUUUUUUUUUGAACUCCCCCAGACACAACCUGGGUGUGAAAAUGGAAACCCAGUUAAUGGAAGCAGAAUGUGCAAAUUUUCUUUAAUUGUUUAUUCCAUGAUAUUAUGACACAUGUAGCUGUAAAAUUUUCACAAUUCAUUUGGUGAUAAUCAUUGGAGUUUAACCAAGAAUACCCAGCAUGCCUGAUGACAUUGCAUGGUGGAAUAAGGGAACAGUGAUGAUGAGCACAGUGUUUGGAUCAACAGCAGCAGAAAUCUCCGUUAUCCGAACUAGACAGAGGGCCGCAGGCAGGAGACAGACGUGGAGCUGUGUUUCUGGGCAGAAGACAGAACCACAGGAAUGAUUUUUCUCAUCUUGUACCUCCAGAGCGCUGGAAUGAGCCCGAGGUUGUACCAUCCAUUAGAUUAUUUGAGGUCUUCUCAGGUACCUGCUUGUGCAAGAGUAUGUUUGAAAGCUGCAUGAUAUGGGUUGAGUUUUUUUUUUUUUUUAUUAAUACUUUAAUUUCUCCUCCAUGUUUGAACAUGCAGGAUGCAUUUCUGUGGCUGCAGUAGUGCUGGGAGAAGUGAAGACGUUCAGUUUGUUUAUUUGCCAUCAGCGCUUGGCCUUGUAUUUGCUCUUCCUCCCUCAGGGGAAAAAAAAACUAAAGGUGGCACUUGUUAGAAUUCACAAUCAGAAUGAAAAUAAUGUAUGUUGAUGUUAUAUAUGGCUUGUGUCUGGAAUCGUCUUGUCUUGUCUUGUCUUGUACACUAAUUUUUUUCUUCACCUCUCUCAACUCGUGCCUUGCCAUGUUGAGCUGCUGGUCUCAGUGCUGCUCCCUGUCUGCAAUUAUAGGGGCGGCAGCUUGUGCUGUUUCUGACUGUAAUAUAUAUUCUAUAACUGACAAAUGUGUUUGUGUUAUCAUGGCGGUUCUUCUGCAGUUGUGUGUGGAUGAAUCCACAUGUAAAGUCUUCACGUAUGAAAUGCUCAUUCACGU